GUCGCGGCUGUGACGGCAGCGCCGCGCGCCGGCCUGCCGGAGUUGGCGCGAAGGCGGGGGGGUGGGUGGCAUGGAGGCAUCCCGCUAAACGAGAUAAACCGCCGCCAUGGAUAUCCGGAAAUUCUUUGGCGUUGUACCUCCUGGAAAGCGACAAGAAUGUGAGACUGUAAAAAAGAGUGAAAAAAUUACAAAUGGUCAAGGACCAUCAAGUGGGAAGAAAAGGGGAAAGGAGACUAAGGUGAAUAAUUCACCCAGUGACGAUGAUUACAAACAAAAGCGGACAAACAAGAAAAAAAGAAUAAUCUACGAUUCAGAUUCGGAAGAGGAGGUGCAGUCAGUGAAAAAAUCCAAGAAGCCAUCUGAGAAAAAAGCAGCUACUUCAAAACUUGGUAAAGUUCUAAAGCAGGAUCCUGUUGUUUAUAUUUCAGAGACAGAUGAAGAAGAUGACUUUGUCAAUAAAAGAAUUUCCCUGAAACCAAAGGAGAAUGGGACGUCAACUAUCGGUUGUCCAGGAACAACUACAGUGAAAAAGGAAGAUGUAAAACCACGACCUAAAAGCAAACCAUUAUCUCCAGUGAAACAGACUCCCACCUCGGCACUUGAUUAUUUUGGGACAAGUAGUGUCCAGCGAUCAGAAAAGAAACUGGUAGCAAGUAAAAGGAAAGAACCUUCACCAAGCAGAGACAGCACAGUAGAUGAUGAGGCCAUUGCUAAGCAACUGCAGCUUGAAGAAGAUUCAGAGCUGGAGAGACAGCUGCAUGAAGAUGAAGAAUUUGCUAAAACUUUGGCCAUGUUGGAUGAAACACCACAGAAGAAAAAGGCUCGUAAAGAUUCAGGAGGAGAACAAACAGUAUUGAGCACCAAGACCAGUCCUAAUGUGGUGGAAAGAUAUAAGCAGUCGGAAAGAGUGAAAGCAACAAAUUCGACAGGUGAAGCAAAGAAUUACGCUGCAAAGCAGCAAACUAAAUCUGAACGUUCAAAAGGGUCUCCUUCAUCCCCACAGUCAUCUGAUGGUAAAACAGCAAGAGAGUUGACGGAUAAGACAUUGCCUUUGAGACCUAGCUCUAAGCUUGUAUCUCUCAAACAAAAAGAAGAGGUUGCUGAAAAGGGAAGAGGUGCUCAAAGUUUAGUAUCAAAAGAAAAAAUUGCUUCAAGGAAAGAAGAGAAGACAACACCAAAGAAGGAGAAAAUUUCCCCCAAGAAGAGUGAGUCUGUAAGUCCUGAGGACUCUGAGAAGAGGAGAACCAAUUAUCAAGCCUACCGAAGCUUCCUUAAUCGUGAGGGUCCGAAAGCACUGGGUUCCAAAGAGAUACCUCAGGGAGCUGAAAACUGCUUGGAAGGCCUGACAUUCGUAAUUACAGGCGUUUUGGAGUCUAUUGAAAGAGAUGAGGCCAAGUCUCUGAUUGAACGUUACGGAGGAAAAGUAACUGGCAAUGUCAGCAAGAAGACAAACUAUCUGGUUAUGGGGAGAGACUGUGGCCAAUCUAAAUGUGAAAAGGCGUCGACUUUAGGGACGAAAGUUAUCGAUGAGGAUGGCCUGUUUGAUCUUAUUCGAACUAUGCCAGGCAAAAAGUCCAAAUAUGAGCUGGCGGCUGAAACAGAGGCAAAGAAAGCGGAUUCAAGGCCUAAAAGGACACCACAGAAAGCUGAAAAAAGGAAUUUUAGCCCCAUCAAAAGGGAAGCUGAUAAUAAAAAAUAUAAGUCUACUCCUGAAAAAGGAGAUUCUGUCAAAUCUGUUAAGAAAGAAACCACUGCUGUUCGAAAGCUUAUGGACUUUAAACGGCAAACUGUAGAGAAGAAAGAAACCCCAAAACCUAAGGAGAACUUCAUUUCUGAGACUAACGAAGAUGGAACGGAGAGAUUGCUAUGGGUAGAUAAAUACAAGCCUGUAUCUCUUAAGGCAAUAAUUGGACAGCAGGGUGAGCAAAGCUGUGCCAAUAAACUGCUCCGAUGGCUCCGAAACUGGAACAAGAGUACCUCGGAAGAUGGACAAGCAAAGACCAAUAAAACUGGAGGCAAAGAUGAUGGUACUGGUUUUAAAGCAGCAUUACUUUCUGGUCCACCUGGAGUUGGUAAAACUACUACAGCUUCUUUGGUUUGUAAGGAACUGGGGUAUAGCUAUGUGGAGCUGAAUGCCAGUGACACUCGCAGUAAGAACAGUCUAAAGGAAGUAGUUGCUGAAUCGCUUAACAACACCAGCAUCAAAGACUUCUGUUCUGGCACAUCCUCAUCAGUUAGCGGGAAACAUGUAUUGAUCAUGGAUGAAGUGGAUGGUAUGGCAGGCAAUGAAGACAGAGGAGGGAUUCAGGAGUUGAUUGGUUUGAUUAGACACACAAAGAUACCCAUCAUCUGUAUGUGUAAUGACCGCAACCAUCCUAAAAUUCGUUCCUUGGUCCACUACUGUUUUGAUCUUCGUUUUCAGAGACCUCGUCUAGAACAGAUCAAGGGUGCCAUGAUGUCUAUUGCAUUUAAAGAAGGUUUAAAAAUUCCACCACCUGCUAUGCAAGAGAUAAUCCUGGCAGCAAAUCAGGACAUCAGACAGGUUUUACAUAACCUUAAUAUGUGGUGUGCAAAAGAUAAAUCAUUGACCUAUGAUGAGGCUAAAACGGAUGCCGGCAGAGCCAAAAAGGAUAUCAAACUGGGCCCUUUUGAUGUUGUCCGGAAGGUUUUUGCAACAGGAGAGGAGGCUUCUCGUAUGUCUCUUAUAGACAAAUCGGAUCUGUUCUUCCAUGAUUAUUCCCUGGCACCUCUCUUUGUUCAAGAGAACUAUGUACAUGUGAAACCAGCCGCUGCUGGAGGAAAUCUGAAGAAGCACUUGGUGCUUUUGAGUAGAGCAGCUGAUAGUAUAUGUGAUGGUGAUAUAGUGGACAAGCAGAUUCGUAGCAAGCAAAACUGGAAUCUUCUUCCAACACAGGCUAUUUAUGCAAGCGUUCUCCCGGGGGAGCUGAUGAGAGGUUACAUGUCCCAGUUUCCUGUCUUUCCCAGCUGGCUGGGGAAAUUUUCAUCCACGGGCAAACAUGAUCGUAUCAUUCAAGAACUGGCAAUGCACAUGAGUCUCAGAACCCAGGCGUGCAAGAGGACAGUAAACAUGGAGUAUUUGCCCUGUUUGCGGGAUGCGCUUGUCCAGCCCUUGAAAGACCUUGGAGCAGAUGGCGUACAAGAAACUAUAACGUUCAUGGACUCUUACUGCUUGAUGAAAGAAGAUAUUGAAAACAUCAUGGAAAUAAGCACAUGGGGAGGCAAACCCAGUCCUUUUUCAAAGCUGGAUCCCAAGGUCAAAGCAGCUUUUACACGUGCCUACAACAAAGAGGCACAUCUCACUCCAUAUUCACUUCAUUCAGUCAAGACACCUAAAAGGCAGUCGGGAUCUGCGGUGACCUUAGAACUGAACGAAGGCUUGAAUGUGGAAGAGAUCCAGUCUGAUGAGGAUGAGGAAGAUACUGUUGAAAGUGAUGCAAUGAUUAAGCAAAAAAAGCCGAAGUCUUCCAAGUUGCCAAAAAGAGAGAAAAAUGAAGAAACAACAAAAAAAGAAGGGAAAAGAAAAGAGAAGACAAGACAUUAAACAAAAUAAAGUCUUGCUCUGGAUGCAGCUUUGCUUAUCUAACUUCUGGCAGGAACAUAAAACCGAUCCAGCGACGGAGCUGGGGAAGCAGACCCAGCGCCUUGGAACUGCUCCUCUUAUAGAGGCGGUGGAGCCACUGCGCGCUCUGUGCAGCGCGGUACUGACUCCUGACGUGCUGCGACGUUACAAGUGAGGAGUGCCCUUGUGCCACAAACACUGGGGUGCGUAAACACAAUGAAAAUAUGAUCCUUAGUUACCUGGCAGUUACGCUAAGUCUUCCUAGGACUUUACUCUUUUUUUUUUUUUAUAAGUCCCCUGACAUUAUGUGGUGAAUUUACUCUUGUAAAUAGUACAUGAUGCAAGUCCCCUGCCCCCAAUCUAAAUUGCGUAUUUGUACAUUACAGGAAUUAAGCAGUGUAUAAAUUUACAAUAAAAGGUUUCACAGGAGUCUUUUAAAGUUUUGGUUAAGUUCAUGGAGUGUUCUGUCUCUCCUCCCCCCCCUCUUUUCUUCCAAGGUUUUGGCUUCCCUUCAUGUACAGGACGUGGCGUUAUUCUCUUCCUACAACUUCCCUUUUGUUCAGUUAAAGAUAGAGAAAAGCAGUGAGGGGUUUGGUUCCAAAACUUGAGGAGCCUGUGCUUGUAUGAGUUGUAUCUUUAAUCAAAACCAGAAAGGAAUACUUAAAGUAAGAAAUGUUUAAUAGAAAAUACUCAUAAAAGUUCAGAACUGAUGUUGAAAAAGAGAACACUAGGGGUUUUUUUUGCCACUCAUGUAACACAGAAUGUCCCUUGGUUUGUCUUUGGUGCAGAUAAAAUGCAAAUUUUACUUGGUAAGAAGAAUCAUCAAUCAGUUUUAUUACUAUAAUAAAUCAAAGUACAAAAUUUAUCAAAAGCUAAA
Molecule: messenger RNA, 4457 nt
Organism: Chroicocephalus ridibundus (black-headed gull)
Lineage: Eukaryota; Metazoa; Chordata; Aves; Charadriiformes; Laridae
Gene: RFC1
Product: replication factor C subunit 1
Exons: 25
Coding region: 107-3562 (1151 amino acids)
Biological process (GO): DNA repair; DNA replication
Cellular component (GO): DNA replication factor C complex; nucleus
Molecular function (GO): DNA binding; ATP binding; ATP hydrolysis activity
Source: RefSeq, a predicted model, not a curated record